AUGGGUCUCUGCACUUCAAAACCCACUCACUCCUCUCACAACGAAACUAACUCCGUCACAGUUAACGUCACUCCCAAACCUCAAACAAACUCCGUCAAUGGCGAAAACCCUAACGAAACUGAAAACGUUAAGAGAUCUCCGUUUUUCCCGUUCUACACUCCGAGUCCUGCUCAUCAGUUCUUCUCUAAGAUGUCUCCGGCCAGGAAAUUUUUCAAGCGGCCGCCGUCUCCGGCGAAGCAUAUAAAGUCGCUUCUUGCCCGGCGGCAUGGCUCGGUGAAGCCUAAUGAAGCUUCGAUACCGGAAGGGGGUGAGGAGGAGGCGGUGGUUUCGCUUGAUAAGAAUUUCGGAUUCUGCAAGCAUUUUGGAAGUAAGUAUGAUGUUGGAGAUGAGGUUGGGAGAGGACAUUUUGGUUAUACCUGUGCUGCUAAGUUGAAGAAAGGAGAUCUUAAAGGUCAACAAGUUGCUGUUAAAGUCAUUCCUAAAGCCAAGAUGACAUCUGCUAUUGCUAUUGAGGAUGUGAGAAGGGAAGUGAAAAUAUUGAAAGCUUUGAAUGGACAUAAAAAUCUAGUUCGAUUCCAUGAUGCUUAUGAAGAUCAUGAUAACGUGUAUAUAGUAAUGGAAUUGUGUGAAGGUGGAGAGUUGUUGGACAGAAUAUUAUCAAGAGGUGGCAAAUACACAGAGGAAGAUGCAAAAGCCAUCCUUAGACAAAUACUGAAUGCUGCUGCAUUUUGCCAUCUACAGGGUGUUGUGCAUCGUGAUCUUAAACCGGAGAACUUCUUGUUUGCAUCCAAGGACGAAAACUCAGAAUUAAAGGCCAUAGAUUUUGGGCUGUCGGAUUUUGUUAAACUAGAUGAAAGGCUGAAUGAUAUUGUGGGUAGUGCAUACUAUGUGGCUCCUGAAGUUCUUCAUAGAGCUUAUAGUACUGAGGCUGAUGUCUGGAGCAUUGGAGUGAUUGCAUAUAUUUUGUUAUGUGGCAGCCGUCCAUUUUGGGCUCGGACUGAGUCUGGUAUCUUUCGUACUGUGUUGAAAGCGGAUCCAAGUUUUGACGAACCUCCCUGGCCUUCUCUAUCAAAUGAGGCAAGAGAUUUUGUUAAGAGAUUACUUAAUAAAGAUCCACGGAAAAGAAUGAGUGCAGCACAGGCAUUAAGUCAUCCAUGGAUAAAACACUAUGAGGAUACGAAAGUACCUUUGGAUAUUUUAAUAUUCAAGCUCAUGAAGGCAUACAUGCGUUCUUCUUCUCUACGAAAAGCUGCUUUAAGGGCUCUGUCCAAGACAUUAACUGUGGAUGAGCUGAUUUAUUUGAAGGAGCAGUUUUCACUUUUAGAGCCUAACAAAAAUAACACCAUUAGCUUGGAAAACAUAAAAACGGCCUUUACGGUAAAUGCAACAGAUGCUAUGAAGGAGUCACGCAUUGCCGACUUUCUGGCAUCACUUAAUGCAUUGCAAUAUAGGAGGAUGGAUUUUGAUGAGUUCUGCGCAGCUACGCUUAGUGUUCAUCAACUUGAAGCACUUGACCACUGGGAGAAGCGUGCACGAUGUGCCUUUGACCUAUUUGAAAAGGAUGGAAACAAGGCCAUAGUCAUUGACGAAUUAGCUUCGGAACUCGGGCUUGGUCCAUCUAUACCGGUACAUGCUGUUCUUCAUGAUUGGAUUCGUCACACUGAUGGGAAAUUAAGCUUCAUUGGAUUUGUGAAAUUGUUGCACGGCCCAUCAAGAAGUCUUGCAAAGUCUCAAUAG
This is a messenger RNA of Vicia faba (fava bean), 1737 nucleotides long. The record is from the annotation of a GenBank genome assembly. Lineage: Eukaryota; Viridiplantae; Streptophyta; Magnoliopsida; Fabales; Fabaceae.